Messenger RNA from Vicia villosa (hairy vetch), 2245 nucleotides. Its product is annotated as GATA transcription factor 11-like. The transcript has 3 exons. Gene Ontology annotation, molecular function: sequence-specific DNA binding; zinc ion binding. NCBI's taxonomy places the organism in Eukaryota, Viridiplantae, Streptophyta, Magnoliopsida, Fabales, Fabaceae. Gene Ontology annotation, biological process: regulation of DNA-templated transcription. The record is from RefSeq and is a predicted model, not a curated record. The coding region runs from base 192 to 1175 and encodes 327 amino acids.
UGAGGUGUUUCACAUAGUAGCAGCGCCAGCCAUGGAGAAAAACAAAACCUAAUUUACCAAACUCUCACACAAACAUUUUCCUUUCUUUUCUCCAUUUCUAACAUCUUUCCUCUCUCUCUUCUCUCAAUUUCUUCUCCAGAUUCUCCUCCAAUUCACUGCAAUGUACUCAAUUUCAUCACUCAUCCACUACUAUGCCUGAGGAUAUUCCUAACAUGAAGGACUCUUGGUUUUUUGACAAGAAUUUUAAUGGAUUGUCGGAUGAGAUUUUCGAUGAGCUUCAUUUUUUUGAUUUUCCGUUAGAAGAUGUUGAGACUAAUCCCGUUGAAGAAGAUUGGAGUGCUCGAUUUCAAAGCAUUGAUGAGCCGUGUUUUGAUGCUUUUUCAGUGACACCAGUGGGAUUGUGUGGCAAAACUAAAAAUGAAAAUCUCCAAGUUGGGAAUGGCUUCUCUGCUGCUCCUUGUAACGAAAUUUCCUCAAUGAAAGAAGUGGCAAAGACUGUUGGACCAACAUAUGGAAAAACUAUUCCCAAUCAGGAUGCCUCUUUAUAUGGAAAAACUAUUCCUAACCAGGACGCCUCUUUCUAUGAAAAGAAAGUUUUGCUUCAAUACAGCCCAGUUUCUGUUUUCGAAGGCAGUAGUGGUGCUUCCUCAGUUGAGAAUUCCACCUUUGACCUGCCCGUCUUCCCAAUAAAGCGCCCUCGAAGUAAACGCCGGCGUCCCUCAAAGUCAAAUCCUGUAUUUUCAUUUUCUUUCAUACCGAAUUCACCGACAUUGCAAAAACAUUAUAAAACACAUGUCUCUAAGAAACAGAGAAAAAAGGACGUCUACGUGCCCUCAGGCGAUGCUGAUACGGGAUCUCAAGAGUCAGUUACCUUCAGAAAAUGCACGCAUUGCGAGAUCACAAAGACUCCACAAUGGAGAGAGGGACCUAACGGUCCCAAAACGCUCUGCAAUGCUUGUGGUGUUCGGUACAGGUCAGGCCGCCUCUAUCCUGAAUACCGUCCAGCAAACAGCCCCACUUUUGUAGAAUCAGUUCACUCAAACUGUCACAAGAAGGUUCUCGAGAUGCGAGGCGGCAGUCUCAUCAAAGGAGGUGCUGCUAGAAGCUGUUCUACGUCGCUGCCAUCAACUCUUCCCGGAAACUCGGUAGGACAGCAUUAUCAUGGAACUUAUUGAAGACCAAAUGGUACUAUACUAGUACCAGACAUGAUCCUAUUUUGUCUAUUGUUAUAUUACUUAGCAACAUUUGUUAAAUUAAUGUAAAUUGAUUGUUAAAAUAAACUAGUAGUUGCAGCAGAUCAGUGAUUAGUCCUUUUGUUAGGCAUUGAGGAAACAAUGUGUUGAAAAGUUGGAGAGGUUGAGAAAGGUAUGUUAAUGUAGAGAUGUCUAAUUGGAUGGAUGGCAUGACAUGGCAUGGCAUGGCAUGACAUGGAAGUAAGGUUAUAUACAUUAUGGCUGAAGUAGAGACAGGAAUCCUUUGCAUUACUUGCUGCAUGUGCUAUGAGGACAUGAAGUCAAAGGAUUAAUUAAAGGCAAGGACAAUGUCUCACAUGUAUUGUAACAUGGCACAGAGAAAUUAUAGUGGAAGAGCACAUGCAUUGCUAUUCCAUAUGCUGGAAUGAUGUCUUUCCAGAUUACAGAUAGCUUCAACUUGGGUUUUGUUAUUUACCCUUUAUAAACAGGUUAUUAGAAUUUGUAUUUUAGUUUGAACUAUAGUUUGUUUUACUAUUUUUGUUAUGAUUUUAAUGUGUAUUUUGUACUUUAUAUUUUAUACAUUUUUAAUAUUUUUUGUUUUUGUUUUAUUGAGUAAGGUAGGUAAGGUUUGUUACCUUUUCCAUUUUAACUGUUUUUUUUUUCUUCUUCUUUUCAUACUAUGAACAGCAUAUUGAAAUUUUCAUGUGAAUGAGCAAUUAAAGAUUAAACCAUCAUCUGUUUACUAUUUGUUGUUGGCUAUGAAGCACGGACACCCCUAAAACGACCCCGACACUGACACGGCGACACCGUUAAUAAUUUGAAAAAAUGAAUAAAUUGAAUGUAAUUGUAAGUGUCGGUGCAGGUGUCCGGCAUCGACACGGACACGGACACGCCUGAUUUUAGAGGUGUCGGUGCUUCAUAGGUUGUUGGGCUCUUUGGAUGGUUUUAAUGAUGAUUGCUUGUGAUACCAUUUGUUCCAACUGUCUAGCUUUCACUUUCUUGCCUUUAGAUUCUAGUGCUUAUGAUGAUGUUGUUGAUAGUCCUUCUCUAAU